This is a messenger RNA of Dioscorea cayenensis subsp. rotundata (Guinea yam), 2052 nucleotides long. RefSeq lists its product as uncharacterized. Bases 1 to 2052 code for a protein of 683 amino acids. The record is from RefSeq and is a predicted model, not a curated record. NCBI's taxonomy places the organism in Eukaryota, Viridiplantae, Streptophyta, Magnoliopsida, Dioscoreales, Dioscoreaceae. The transcript is spliced from 4 exons.
AUGCGUGCUGCACUUAUGUGGACCAUAAGUGAUUUCCCAGAAUUUUCGAUGUUGUCCGGAUGGAGCACUGCAGGUAGAAGAGCUUGUCCCUACUGUAAGGAUGAUUCAGAUGCAUUUACUUUAACAAGAGGGGGGAAACAGUCAUGGUUUGAUAAUCAUCGCAAAUUCUUGCCUCCUAAUCAUCCAUUUAGAAAGAACAAGAAUGCUUUCAUUAAAAAUAAAAUGGUUACAAAAGUGGCUCCUGCAAUCCAAACUAGUGAAGAAAUCUUUAAAGAAAUACAAGAUCUGAAGUUAAAAAGGGUCAUGGAUACUGGUGCGUAUGAGACCAAUAGUCGCAUUGCUAAGACUACCGGUUGGAGAAAACGUAGCAUUUUUUUGGAUUUACCCUAUUGGCGAACAAAUCUAAUCCGUCACAAUCUUGAUGUUAUGCAUAUUGAGAAAAAUGUGUUUGAGAACAUAUUUAAUACUGUGAUGAAUGUCGAAGGGAAGACGAAAGAUAAUGCUAAAUCAAGAGAAGAUUUGAAAGAAUUCUGUUCUCGGCCUGAGUUAGAAAGAGUUGUUGCUACUGGGAAAUAUCCUAAACCAUGUAUUGACAUGCGAAAGCUGAAGCUUUUUGGUAUGAAAAGCCAUGAUUGUCAUGUCUUUAUGCAAAGGUUACUUCCAAUAGCAUUCAGGAAACUGCUUCCAUCAGGUGUUUGGAGGGCAUUAACAGAAUUGAGUAAUUUUUUCAAGGAGCUCACUUCAACUGUAAUCCGAGAAGAGGAUAUGCUUCGGCUUAAUGAAGAAAUUCCUUUAAUCCUCUGUAAGCUUGAGCGUAUAUUUCCUCCAAGUUUUUUUGAUUCAAUGGAACAUCUUCCUGUGCACUUGGCUUAUGAAGCAUGGAUAGCUGGUCCAGUACAAUAUCGGUGGAUGUAUCCAUUUGAAAGGAAUAAAGCUAAAGUAGAAGGCUCCAUAUGUAAUGCCUACUUAGUCGAGGAAGCUUCAUUAUUCUGCGCACAUUAUUUCGAACCACAUGUGAAGGCAAGACUUCAGAAGAUGCCACGUAAUGUAGACAUUGAAGAAGAUAUAAUAGAAUGGCCUGGAAAUUUAUCAAUUUUCACACGUCCUGGAAGGACAUUAGGAAGAUCAAGAAUCAAGUAUCUUUCAGAAGAAGAAUAUUCGGCGGCACAGAUAUACAUUUUAUUAAAUUGUCCAGAAGUGCAACCAUUCAUAAAUAUCUAUGUCGAUGAGUUACGUUCAAUGUUUCCGCAAAUUGAAGAUAGACACGUUGAUGAGAAAUUAGAACAUGAUUUUGCAAUAUGGUUUUAUAAUUUUGCACAUGAUCCUUCUAAAAAUAUUUCCAAUCAAGUCUUGAAGGACUUAUCAAAAGGACCAUUGAGAAGCUAUAAAUGUUACAGUGGAUGCAUAGUGAAUGGUUAUAAAUUUCAUACAACAAGUCACAAUUCAGAUAGCACAAUAAUGAAUAGUUGUGUGUGCAUAAAGGGUGCAAACUAUGCUACAGAUGAAAAUGACUACUACGACCAAUUAAGGGAGGUUGUAUGCUUAGAGUACCCAGGAUUACAAAUCAAGCGAACCAUUUUGUUUAAAUGUGGUUGGUUUGAUCCAACACCGAACACAGGAACAAAAUGUCAUUUGCAAUAUAAGCUAGUGGACGUCAACCAUAAGCGGUUCUUCAAGAAAUAUGAACCUUUUGUUCUUGCUGUUCAAGUAACACAAGUUAAUUAUACAACGUACCCUAGCUUAAAGCGUAACAAAGUUGAUUGGUGGGCAGUAUUCAAAGUAAAAGCUAGAUCCAUUAUAGAGCUUCCUAAACAAGUUCCUGAGACAACCUCAGUAUCAUAUGAAGCACCUUUUCAACAAGAUGAAAUGGAAGCCCCUUUGAUACACAUCAAUGAUUUUGACAUAGAACAAUCUCUAAAUGAUCCAAAUGGGGCAGAUAUUGAAAUAGCUGAUGAAGAAAUAGAGAGUGAAGAGGAGCCUCUAAUUGAAUUAGAAAGUAAUGAUGAAGGGGAUGAACAUGAUGAAUUUGCAGAAUUUGAAAGCGAUAGUUAA